AUGCUGCUGGUGUAUGAAGUCUACCCCGGUUGUUCUCGUUGUCUUCGUCUUCUAUGCAGAAGUGUCACCCGGAGGCUGGUUCUGCUGCGACUGGCCGGCCUCACCAUCGAUGCAACUCAGGAACACGAAACUCGGAUUUACGAGCGUGGCGCCGAGUGCCGGGAAUAUCUUGGAGCCCCAAGCAGGGAGCUCUUGGCUUGCUGGGGGCCCAGCCCAGCCACCUCAACCCACAUGCUUCUGCCAGACACAGACGUCUGCUUGGUAAAGUCUCAACAACUUCUCCGAUAUCGUACUCGGAAAUUUGCAAAAGCAGAUCGUGAAGCUGAAGCGUCACGGACAGUCGAUGCACGAGUGCCACUUACAUGGCGUUCAGGGAGCAUUUUCUUAGCACGUCGCGAGCUCUUGCCAGCUGGCAGUGGACUCCUGAGUCCUGAUCAAAUUGUGCUGAGUUUCAAGAAUAGAGGCUCUAGCAUCCUGAAGACAACACCCUCUUGGUCCAUCCGCGACAUCACUGCGCCGGCUGGAAGAUACAUAUUCGAUGGUCGUGGUCCCAUCGUGCAGAAGCGACGGACUACAUACAAGCGUUCACCAGUCUUGAUUAUGUGUUUAUGUCUUCCUUUCGUUCGAAUCCUCAAUGAUUUCGUGGACGGAUUCGAGGACUAUCGGGAGCUUUUCGAACGUCAGUCAGACGACAGACACCUAUCAGCUCACCACGAUCAAACACACCUGUUCGGCCAGUAUUCCUACUGCACUGGUCAUGAUGCCGACCCCCGUCUAAUGAGCAGCAACAUCCGCGAAGAUGAGACUCGUGGUUCUUUGUUCUGGUUGGUCACACCGGGUGAAAGCCAAAUCUCAAAACCCGCGAGCAAUGCCAAAGAACAGCCUAUCAAGAAUGAUCGGGUCCUGAGAACAAAGCUGAAGCAGGCCAGCAAGAACGUCCCCAAAUACCUCUUUCGCAUGUGGGAUGCUCGCUCGGGCGGCAGCCCCAAACUCAACACCACCAGCGCCAUCACACCACUUGCCUUCGCCUCUUCCCGGGGCCACAAGUCUGUUUAUGACAUGACUCUCACUGAACUCUUCCAAAACGUUGACUGCCACCUAGCUGGCGAUGAUAACGUCCGGACGGAAGGAAGACAGUGUGACAGUGUCCAUGUCGCCAUCAUCGAUACUGAGGAAUUGGCCAAGACCAAUACAGCCUUUCAUGUGCCUGCCCUGGGCAAAAUCAUUCAUACAAUCGACGAGUACGAAGAGGAAUAUCUGGUCCACGGUGUGAUCGAGGGAGAAUUCUAUAAGGCCGUUUCCUACCGCAAGUUGUGUGAUCUUGGCUUGCUGAAACAACUGCCUACACUGAACAGGGACGGUGUUGACCCCUUCAACACUUUGAAUAUCCGUGCCUUCCCCGGCGACGAGGUAAACUAUACUAUCGAUGAACUGCGUCUACUCAGGAAGAUUGCCCUUCCUUACGGCGAGUAUUUUUCGCUUCCCAUGGCAAUCGUCCUUUUCUGCUGCAAGAAGCGCCCUGGAUACUGGUCAAAGAUCAGCACCACCGACCUCGAAACCAUCAUCAAAGUCCUCGGCGGCUGGAACGAGAUUCCUCUGGAUUGGGCCAGCUCCCGCAGUCUAUUCAGCAAGAACAUCUAUCCAGCCAAUUGGGAUGCCAACAAGCAGGUCCAGAAUCUCAUGCAUGCGCUCUUCUCUCACUGUUACGGCAAAGGAGCUAGGGGUAAUGAGGCAAGAUAUGCUGCCAAGAUCAAGGCUGGCGAUGAGGAUGACAUUACCGGAGCGAUGGCCUCGAUGAGUGUUGGUGGUGAUCACGAUGCUGAUGAAGCAUCUGCCAGUCGGAAAAACAAGAAGAUGCUCAGAAAGCCUGCACAGAAGAGGGUCUGA
Messenger RNA from Aureobasidium namibiae CBS 147.97, 1887 nucleotides. RefSeq lists its product as uncharacterized. Lineage: Eukaryota; Fungi; Ascomycota; Dothideomycetes; Dothideales; Saccotheciaceae. The transcript has 9 exons. Bases 1 to 1887 code for a protein of 628 amino acids. The record is from RefSeq and is a predicted model, not a curated record.